AUGCCGGUAAUCCCGGAUUUCGAGAACCUGGAUCCGGGUUGGACCCUAGUCGCCGGCGACAGGAAGGAAGACAGGAGCAAUCUGGGGGAAUGGAGUUCACUGAUCGGCAUAAUCACGGCUAUUGUGGGAAACAUCCUCAUUGCGCUCGCGCUCAACGUCCAACGAUAUACGCACUUGCAAUUACAUAAGAAAAAACUGGAGGCGAGACAACAGGCUAGGGAAGCCGAAAGGAGGUUCCAACACGGGCAGCGCAACAGCAAUGGAGGAACAAACUCCCACGCCAGCAAUAAUACACAAAACAACUCUGCAACAGAUGACAUCAACGAUGCAUCGGAAACGCAACCGCUUACCCAAUCUUACCAGCCUGGAGACUCGAGCUUGUCUAAUGGCGACCGGAGCAGGGAGGCAAAGUCUUCAAACUAUCUACAGUCUCCUUCGUGGUGGGCAGGCCAGAUACUGAUGACCAUCGGCGAGAUGGGUAACUUUCUUGCCUACGGGUUCGCCCCGGCUUCUAUUGUGUCGCCCCUGGGCGUGGUAGCCCUGGUUUCAAACUGUAUCAUUGCGCCGUUAUUCUUUGGGGAAAUCUUCCGCAAAAGAGAUUUUUGGGGUGUUGUCAUUGCUGUCGCAGGCGCCGUCGUUGUCGUGCUGAGCGCAAACCAAGAAGAAACGAAACUGGAACCGCAUGAUGUUUGGGAUGCGAUAUCGACCCUGGCAUUCGAGAUAUACAUGGCAGUCUCCAUUUCGCUAAUAGUUGUGCUCAUGUGGUUGAGUCCAAAGUACGGCAACAGGACUAUUCUCAUUGACCUCGGUCUUGUUGGUUUAUUUGGCGCCUAUACUGCGCUCUCGACCAAGGGUGUCUCCUCCAUGUUGUCAUCGACCCUCUGGAGAGCCUUCACGACACCGGUCACAUAUGUGCUACUAUUGAUCCUUCUGGGAACUGCCGUUAUGCAAGUGCGCUAUGUGAAUAAGGCACUCCAGCGAUUUGACUCGACGCAGGUUAUUCCAAUUCAGUUUGUCAUGUUCACAUUGUCUGUGAUCAUUGGAAGCGCAGUCCUAUACCGUGACUUUGAGCGGACAAAUGCCCAUCAAGCCAUCAAGUUUGUGGGCGGCUGCCUACUUACAUUCUUCGCAGUAUUCCUGAUAACAAGUGGCAGGCCACGGCAGGAUAACGAUGAUGAUUGUUUGUCGGACGAAGAGGGUAUUGAAGAGACGAUCGGCUUAUCGGACCAGGAAGCAAACACUGGUGAGGGAGCCAAACCCAACGAUGAGAGGCGCCAAUCCGUCACGCGGUCUUCACGACGCUCCUCUCGGGUCAGUUUUGCUGCAAGGCCUCAAACUAUACAACACGACUCGGGCGUGCCGUCGCCAAGAAAACCAGAUGCUGCAGGUGCCCGGGCUCCAAUUACUGUGAAGGGAACUCCCACAGAAGCAUCUCCAUUGCUCACCGGCCCAUGGGAUCACCACCCGCAUCCGGGGUUACCGUCAGCGUUCUCCGAUGAGAGUGUCGUGACGAUACAUUCCAUGACCUCAACAAACACGGAUCCAUUACCAGUCGACACAACUCUGCCUCCUCAAGUUAUUGCGCCACCCUCACCAUCAGGAAGGCCACGAACUCCUCGGCCGUCCUUUUCCUCGUCUAGACCUCAUAGUCAUCAUCUUUCAAAUGCGAUCAUUUCACCAUCACCGCUUUCAUCAACUGUGAGCGCUGUUGUCGGCGAUGGACUCCUUCGCGACGAGGAUGGAGUGCUUAUCCACAAGAGAUCCAUUCGUCGCCUGCGUCCUGGCUUUCGAUCGAGCCUCUUUGUCCCGUAUAGUGACACUGAAGAGAUUCCAGAAGGAGAUCCACUGAUCCGACCUGCAACUGAAGAACUUCCAGCAGCCGACGGAGAAACUUCUAAUCAGGGUAAUCAGAGCUUGAGAACUCGAGCUAGGAGUCUAAGCAACACCCUCGGCGGUCUCCUCAGCCGCAAGAGGCACCGUCGUAACACGAAUCCUGAAGCUGGACUCAGUCGAAGCCACGAGAGUACCGAUGAGGUUGACAGGGCGGACGCACCGCUGAAUGGUCGGUGA
Molecule: messenger RNA, 2070 nt
Organism: Pestalotiopsis fici W106-1
Lineage: Eukaryota; Fungi; Ascomycota; Sordariomycetes; Amphisphaeriales; Sporocadaceae
Exons: 2
Coding region: 1-2070 (689 amino acids)
Biological process (GO): magnesium ion transport
Cellular component (GO): membrane
Molecular function (GO): magnesium ion transmembrane transporter activity
Source: RefSeq, a predicted model, not a curated record